This is a messenger RNA of Trypanosoma grayi, 339 nucleotides long. RefSeq lists its product as hypothetical. The transcript has a single exon. The annotation marks the transcript as partial. NCBI's taxonomy places the organism in Eukaryota, Euglenozoa, Kinetoplastea, Trypanosomatida, Trypanosomatidae. The record is from RefSeq and is a predicted model, not a curated record.
AUGGCUGGGCGGGGUGUGGCCGUGGCGACGUCGCCCAUUUCUGCUGCCAGCAACGACGGCUGCGCCGGGGCUGGUGAGUGUGGCGCCGCUGCGCCCAGCAACGAUGUCUCGUCAGAGCAGCUUCACCUCAUCGCACGCCGCAUGAGCCGCGCGCUGCUGCGGCAUCCGCAGCUCUCCUCUUUUGACACCGACACGUGCGCGAUGUACGGCGCUCUCCGCGACUUCUUCACGCGGUGGUCGGAGCGGCAGCGGCGGGCGGCGUCGAUGUGCCUCGCGGCAGAGCAGGUGGCGUGCCUGCUGCAGUACGGCGAGGCGGCAAUCCGCAGAGCCGCGCUCGCG